This is a messenger RNA of Beta vulgaris subsp. vulgaris (sugar beet), 1658 nucleotides long. Its product is annotated as agmatine deiminase. Lineage: Eukaryota; Viridiplantae; Streptophyta; Magnoliopsida; Caryophyllales; Amaranthaceae. The transcript has 10 exons. The record is from RefSeq and is a predicted model, not a curated record. The coding region runs from base 296 to 1426 and encodes 376 amino acids. Gene Ontology annotation, biological process: putrescine biosynthetic process. Gene Ontology annotation, molecular function: protein-arginine deiminase activity; agmatine deiminase activity.
UUCUUCCUGCUUUCUCAAUACACGGCCUCAGUACUCACGCUACAAAUAUUGUUGAUUGCCCAGUUAGGCUUCAGCCUUCACAUUCACGAGUUCGCUAGUUCAGUCUAUUUAGACGCCGGAGUCCGUCGACCACCGAGCUGCACGCCUGCACGCCUACCAGGCGACCACUGUGCCGCACGUCCGCACCGCCACUGGAUACACAUCACUGAAUAUUUAACUUUGCAAAUUGCAAGAGAUAAAGAAGACUAAGCCAGAGAAAGGAGAGGUUUUGGUUGUUGAUUUGCUGCUGAAAAACAUGGAGGAAAGUGGGACGCCGGCGCAACAUGGGUACUGGAUGCCUGCUGAAUGGGAGCCCCAUUCCAACUGUUGGAUGGGUUGGCCUGAACGGCCUGAUAAUUGGCGAGAUGCAGCACUGCAUGCUCAAUGUGUGUUCGCCAAAGUAGCAACUGCAAUUUCAAACUUCGAGCCAGUCACCGUUUGUGCUAGCCCCACUCAGUGGUCAAAUGCAAGGAAUCAGUUACCCCCCAAUGUCAGAGUUGUAGAAAUGAGUAUGAAUGAUUCUUGGUUUCGAGAUACAGGACCUACUUUUGUAGUAAGGAAGAGCGAACCAAGAACAGGGGCUCACGUGAAAAGUUUAGCCGGAAUCGAUUGGACUUUUAACAGCUGGGGCGGUGUUGAUGAUGGCUGUUAUAAGGAUUGGAGUCUUGAUAUCCUUGUCGCAAGGAAGAUUUUAGAGAUUGAGAAGGUGCCAAGAUUUCCUCAUUCCAUGAUUUUAGAGGGCGGAAGCAUCCAUGUUGACGGGGAAGGAACUUGCCUCACCACGGAGGAAUGCCUCUUAAACAAAAACAGAAACCCUCAUAUGAGUAGAGAACAAAUAGAAGAUGAACUUAAGCAGUACCUUGGAGUGCGAAAGAUUAUCUGGCUCCCACGAGGAUUAUAUGGUGAUGAUGAUACUAAUGGUCAUAUAGAUAAUAUGUGCUGCUUUGUGAAGCCUGGGGUGGUGAUGUUAUCCUGGACAGAUGAUGAAUCAGAUCCGCAGUAUGAACGAUCUCUUGAAGCCUUAUCAGUUCUCUCCAGUACUACUGAUGCUAAUGGUAGAAAACUAGAAGUAAUAAAACUUCAUAUCCCUGGUCCACUGUUUAUGACAGAAGAGGAAGCAGCUGGUGUCAUCCAGGACGGAGAGGCAAAACCAAGAGAGCCUGGUACUAGACUUGCUGCUUCUUAUGUGAAUUUUUACAUGGCCAAUGGAGGGAUUAUAACUCCUCAAUUUGGAGAUGAGAAGUGGGACAACGAAGCGGUUCGUGUUUUAUCAAGAGUCUUUCCAGAUUACGAGGUAAUAAAAAUUGAAGGCGCAAGAGAAAUUGUUCUGGCUGGUGGAAAUAUACACUGUAUAACCCAGCAGCAGCCAGCUUUAAUGAAAGGCUGAACAGGAGUCACACAAGAUGCUUUCAUGACCUUGUAGUUUGUUUACUUCUUCAUCUUAGCUUUUAGUUGUUUUCUAUUUGUUGAAUAACAGCCUGGGUCUGGUACUCAGAUUUAUGCAAGGCUAGCUCUUCACUCUGAAGAUAUUGUUCUCGUUUUUUCUAACACACACCUUGACACCGAUGGUGAAUACUACACGAGCUUGCAAAUAAUAAGCUUGUUCCGUGCUGAUGAAA